Pieris napi is the source of this 6708-nucleotide messenger RNA. RefSeq names its product disintegrin and metalloproteinase domain-containing protein 10. Gene Ontology annotation, cellular component: plasma membrane. The transcript is spliced from 15 exons. Gene Ontology annotation, molecular function: metalloendopeptidase activity. Gene Ontology annotation, biological process: membrane protein ectodomain proteolysis; Notch signaling pathway. The record is from RefSeq and is a predicted model, not a curated record. Lineage: Eukaryota; Metazoa; Arthropoda; Insecta; Lepidoptera; Pieridae. Bases 293 to 4495 code for a protein of 1400 amino acids.
UGUAAACUCGUUUGUAAUGUUAAAUGUUGAUGUGUGAUCGUUGAGUAUUCGCGAAGAUCGUACUUUUGUGUUUUGAGGAGAGAUGUUAUGACGAGUCUUUGUUUUCUGAACAUCUGAUUUUCUAUUUAAAAGAAAAUUGUUAUUGCUCGCGCGUAGAAAUACGCUGCGAUUCUAAUUCAAUGUAUUUUUCCAAAGCAUGAUCGUGCCAAUAGGUGUUAUUGCAAUAUUUAGGUGUUUAUAUUGUUUAAGCUGUGUGAAUUUCGUAUUAAUAAUGAGAUAGUGGAGUGUCGUGAUGUGGUUGUGGAACAUGUGGGGAGCCCUGUGGACCCUGGAGGUACUGUCCCUGGUCGGAGGAGGCGCUGCGUCACCAAUGGACCCUGGGUUACCAAUGUCGCGAGGGAUGUCACUAUCGCCCUUCGUCCGACAUUGGCAGCCUGCGGAGUACCAGCCAUUGGCGCUGCGCAAGCGCAGGUCCGCAUCGCCUCCUCCCCCGCGCUCCACACCCCUGCGUCUCACCUUCAAUGCGCAUAACAGGGAAUUCCGACUUCUCCUCCAGCCCAGCCCAAGUUCAGUGUUCACAGAAGACGUCCAGUUCCAUUCCACUUCCGGCCCUCUUGAUUACAAUACCGCGCUCGUCUACUCCGGGAAGCUAGAAGAUGAUGAUUCAUCCCACGUUUACGGGGUGAUAACGUCUGAUGGUUUGUUCGAUGGAACCAUAUGGACUUCUUCUGAAGAAUAUUACGUGGAGCCGCUUUCUCGGUAUAAUGUAGAUCAUCCGACCAUGCAUAGCGUUAUCUACCGACGCUCAGACGUAGAACACCCUCAUAGCAAUCGAGACGCCACACAUUGUGCCUCACAUCUUCUACACAUAAAAGGAACGAUUGGCCAAAGCGGAGAACUAUUCAAUUUUACAGAAGAGCUUACUCUCACAGACAUUCCCUUCACCAACUAUUCAGAUGACCUUACAACCGAAAUCAAUAGACGAAAGAAACGAUGGCUUCCCGAUGACGAAAUGCAGGACGAUCAGCCAAAGAAAAAUCCUGAUCUACCUUUAGAUUUAGACGUACCAUACUCUAGUAACAGUGACCCAUUCGACAAAUUUAGUACGAGGAAACCGAAGACCAAAAUCGAUAAGAGUAACUUAAUAACUAAAGUGCGACUCGAUUCAAUAGAAGAAUCAAGACCGAAGCCAAAGACUCACGUGGAGGUGAUAAAGACUAAAGCAGGAGUAGUUACAGUUAGCAAAGACAUCGUGAAGAAAGAGCCGGUUGGGUAUACAAUAUUAUCAGCCAAUGCAACUGACGAUGGAAGGCAUGUAAACAAGAGAGCGACAGUUGAUCCUAGGAAGACAACAUGCCUAGUGUAUUUACAAGCGGAUCAUAUGUUUUACCAGCGCUACGGUUCCGAGGAAGCCUGUAUCGAAGUGAUGACACGCCAUGUGCAGAAAGUUAACGCCAUAUAUAAAGUAACAGAUUUCAACCAAGACGGAAAGCCAGACAAUAUAACGUUCAUGAUAAAAAGGAUAAAAGUUCAUACUUUAGACGCACUCAAGGAUCCCGCAUAUCGGUUUCCCAAUAAUUAUGGAGUUGAAAAGUACUUGGAACUUUUUUCAGAGGAAGAUUACGAUGCGUUUUGCCUCGCAUAUAUGUUCACAUACCGUGACUUUGAAAUGGGGACACUCGGGUUAGCCUGGACUGGAGAUUUGAAGAAUGCCGGGGGUGUUUGUGAAAAAAAUGGUCAUUACCGGGGCAGUAUGAAGUCGUUAAACACGGGCAUCGUGACGUUACUAAAUUACGGCAAGCACGUGCCGCCCGCUGUCUCCCACGUGACUCUGGCUCACGAAAUUGGACAUAAUUUUGGAUCUCCGCACGAUCCAGAGGUCUGUACCCCUUUUGGAGAAGAUGGAAACUACAUAAUGUUCGCACGAGCUACGAGCGGUGAUCGCAAGAAUAACAAUAAGUUUUCUCCGUGUUCUUUAAGAGCUAUAGAUCCUGUACUCAAUAAUAAAGCUCGCUCGCCCAAAGGAUGCUUCACAGAACCGCAGCCAGCCAUCUGCGGUAACGGUGUGGUGGAGGAGGGCGAAGAAUGUGAUUGUGGCUGGGCAUCCGAAUGUACGGACGUGUGUUGUCGUCCGCAGGCCGUACGUCCUCACUACAAGCCGUGUACGCUCACGGAACAUAGCGUGUGCAGUCCUAGUCAGGGUCCGUGCUGCACAUCUUCAUGUACACUCAAAUUUGGGGAUAAAUGUCGCUCUGAUAAUGGAUGCCGAGACGCGGCGCAUUGCGACGGGAAGCGCGCUGUUUGCCCCUCGAGCAGACACAAGCCCAACCGGACCAGAUGUGACAAGGAACUCGUCUGUUUUAUGGGGGAAUGUACUGGUUCCAUCUGCCUCGCUUAUGGCCUGGAAUCAUGUCAAUGCGUACCUCGUAAAGAUGACCCUCGAUCAGCCUGUGAGUUGUGUUGUCGCAAAACGGGAGGAGCCUGCCUAUCCAGCUUCCAUUGGAACACACCGCCGUAUGAUGUCCCGGAUAUGUAUGCGAAACCGGGAACCCCUUGCAAUGAUUAUAAUGGCUACUGUGACGUAUUCCAACGUUGCCGUGAAGUAGACCCGUCAGGUCCGUUGGCGACUCUCCGAAAACUCUUAUUGUCUGAUGAAAGCAUUGCCGGCUUCAAACGGUGGGUCCUCCGCCACUGGUACGCCGUUCUGCUCAUACUCCUUGCUGUUAUUGCUCUCCUGGUGGCGAGCACCCGGUUUCUGGGGAGGCACGCUAAGAAGAUGAAGUCAGUCACAAUCAUCCACUCAUCAACCACAGAAACCGUCCGUCUGCCUGAUGCCGGCGACCAGAUGAUAGUUCAUACGGCCGUCAGAUCCAAACUCCCUCUUAAGAAGAAGGUUGCACUUCGCACUCGAGCAUACCGCAGUAAGAAGGAACAGACUAACAAACAAGGAGACAAGGCGUCGCCUGCGCAUGCCGCUAAGAACAACAAGAAGAGAAAACCACCGGCCCAGCCCAAACUUGAUGAAGUCAAGGUAGCAAAAGAAGCUACUGCCGUUGUUACAAAUGCCGAAGGGAAGUCUCCUAAACAUGUUAUAUUAUCGAAACAUAAAGGAAAAGUUAAAAAGAGGAAGCUCAAAGUCAAAAAAGAAACCAUAGAUUACAGCUCGAUGCAGAAACAUCCUUCUACUCCUAUUAAGGAUAAUGAAGCUUUAUCUAAAGUUCAGAAAUGGCUGCUCAGCUCCCCCCAACCCACAGUUAUCCCUAAGUCGAAAUCUAUACCUGUCAAUUUAACUGAAAGAACGCAUCGCCAAAUCUCAAAAGGAUCCAGGAAAGCGAGGCCUUCAAAAAGUGCAACAAACCUUUUCUCCGGAGAGAAAGCUAGAUUACAAGUAGUUUUCAAACCUCCAUUUAGAUUUAGCGUAAAAAUUUGUAAGAGCGAUAAAACUAAAGUCGUUCUAGAUAAGUCGUCGAAGCCCGAACUAGAGAGGAAACGUCACGAUUCCCUUCCUCAGCAGACCUGUCCAGCCGAUUCGGGAAAACCAAACCUUAUCUCUAAAUUGAAAUUAUCCAAUUCAAUUAAAAAUAGUACAGAACAUACAACGAAUUCCCAAAACGCAGGCAUACAGCAAGAAACCGUUCACGGUUAUGAAAAUCUCCUACCUCGCAGUGUUAGCGAUUGCAAGUUGUUAAAGAAACCGGCCGAAGUCAAAGUACGAAGCGGGCACAAGAAAAGUAAUUCGGUUGGUCAGAGACGCGAUACGACGGAGAGUAGACAAAACCUAAUAUCGCAGGAAGAUUUUGACAACGCUCACGUUUACGAAAACGUGGUAUUGUCGCAGGACGCCUUCGUCCCGAAAAGUUGCAGUAUGCCGCGCCGUCAGAACUCCGCUGUCAUCUCCAGACAGAGCAGCUACGGCCAUCUACCUCGAGCACAGAUCCGCCCACAUAGACAUAGCACCAACAACGUCACGCGAUCGCGAAACAACAGCAGCGGCGAACUAGAACACUUUUAUAACGUGAUCGAGACGUUGCGGCGCGACGCCAACCCUUGCGACACUAACACCAGUAGUUCGUCCGGUAGUACCGCGCGCCCGGGGAAAACGCGUCAGAACAGUCUAGUCGAUCCGUCGAAGCUCAAGCGGCAGAUGAGUGAGGUCGAGCUGGAUAAAAGUAAACUCAGGGGCUUCCAAUUAGUGGUGGGAAAGGAGAAGCUGAAGCGUCAGAUGAGCGACAACGAGUUAGGUCGGUCGCGGCCUCAGUUGGCCAUGCCGAUGCCGAUGUCGGCGGGCGCAGAGCCACGACCCGCGUUCUGCUUCAAACGCGCCAGCCUCGACUGCGAAGCGUCUCUUCCGGCACGGCAAAAGUCUCGUAGCUCCAAACGGACGUACACGUUUGGGGAACUCAAGAACACCGUCCCGAGUGCCGAACCGUGUCCGUCGCCGGCCGACGGCAUUCACAUCUCGCCCGAGGAAUUUUUGAAAAUAAUCGAUAAUUAAAAUCCAAGUAGCGGUAAGCCGUGUAUAUUGUUAGUUCGCGUAUAUUGCUAAUGUAAAUAUUGUACUUGCUUUUAAUGUUAAGGAACGACCCUGCCACUGAAACGGACCAUUGUUUCGAAUGUCCCAUAUUCCUUUGAGAUAUUCUUAUACAAUUCUAGUUUUUCAUAAAGAAAAAUAAACAUAAGCUUUUAAAUUGAAUAAUUUAUCAUCUCAUCAGAUUUUUUGCAAAUCAAUAGUAUAUUUGGAGACAUUUAUUUAUUUGUAUCAUACGUAUUUCGUUUGAAAUUUGUUUUAGAAUUAACAAUGGUCGCGUUUCACUGUACGAUCUCUAUAAAUGAAUCUCUAUUUUUUCUACAUAACCUAUUGUACAAAUUGACUCAUACCUAUUAUAAUAUGUAAAGUGUUCAGAUAACAUUAUCUCUAUAACUAUUACAGUGUACGUAAACUUUAUUUUACGUAUAAAUCAUUUAUUUCUCCUAAAAAACUUGCAAAUAUGUAUCUUACCGCUUUAAAUCUUUAUAUUUAUCUAAGAAUGUGCUGAGUACAAUAAUGUAUAAUACGCCCGAUUGCAAAAUGAUUUUUUCUUUUUAAAUCUGUCAAUUAAAUAUGUCAAUCCGUUAACAACAUAAAAUAUUUUAUAAUUACAAAUGAAUAACUUAGAUUCAUUAAUUGCUAUAACGCCAAUUAUUUAAUAGUGAGAUAAAAUGUACUUGAUUAAUACAAGGCGAUUUCAAGGGACUUGCUCAAAACAAUCGUAUUUUAAACAUCGAUUUGAAGACAUAAUCUGUCUUUUACCACAUUCUCGUUGAUAUACAAUUAUUUUGAGCAGGAGACCUUUUAAAUUAAGCAUAUAGAAAACUAAGCGCGUAGUAGUAAGUCAUAACUUAUAUUUUUCAAUAACGGCGAAAUCAUAAUUUAACUUUAUUAAAUCCAUAAACUAUUUUCUCUAUUAUUGCCAGAUGUCUAAAAAGACUUUAUUUUUACACUUGUAUUAAUCAGUACUAACGAUAUUUAAAGCUUUUUCACAAUAUUUUUCUAUAAAUUUUAACAGAAACAAAAUUAAUACAGCUUUUUGCGUUACAAAUAUCUGAGAUGGAAUAUUAUUUAAUUCGUGUAUUAGUGGGACAAUAUUAUUUAGUAUUUAGACGAGUAUUUUGAACUCAAUUAGGUAAGGAAUUAUGAAUUGAAAUAUGCAUUUAAGUUAUUGUAUUCCCGCCUAAUUUUAAAAGCUGACGAUAUGUGAUAGUCCUGUUGUAUAAAAUCCGUUGAGGAUACAAGGUAUAUAGGUCCUUAUGUAUAUGUUCAUAGAAUGAAGUAUGUUUUUUUGGCAAACUUCUUGAAUGCUAAACAUGCUAAAAUGUUACUUAUACGCUCUUCUUUAAAUUGCAAUUUCCCGUGUAAAAAUCAAAUCAAUAAGUUUGCCAUGUACCAAAAUUAAUUUAUUUCUGUCUCAGGUAUUGAGCAAAUGCGUUUAGGAUUGACGUGGGAUGUCGCGUUUUUCGGCUAAUUAAUGCGUCUAUGAGCUUUGUAAUAGGAGAGUAAGGGUAAAUUUUAAAAAUGAUACUCAAAGUAUUGAACGUGUUACAAAUUUGUAUUUUAAAAUCGUUUCUUACGGGUACCUACUUAGUACUAUACGUUUGAGUAGAUUGCUUCAUGUUUUAUUAGCUCUAAAUAACGUGUAAAACUUCUUUGUCCUAUGUAAAAAUAAUGUUAUUAGAAGUGCGUAUUCCUUAUAUUUGUUUUCCAGUAUUUUUAUAUAUUUUAGUAUGUGAUUGUUUGUCGUUUUUACGACUGCGAUGUGUUUAAUGACUUUGUAAAUGAUAUGUACGUAAUUGUAAUAGAAUUGAGUAAAAUAUUCGAUCGUUUAUAGGUGACGAUACAUUUAUUCUUAUUCUGAACAGAUUACAUUUUAAUUAAAAAAUGAAUUCGAUAUUGGUUCAAAGUGCCUUAUGAGCAAAUUAUUACAUUCCUACAAACAUUCCACGUAAUUUUAUGGUUUUAAAUGACUAAAUAGAAUUAAUUCAUAUUCCAUUAACAUUUUCGUAAUUAUUUCUAUUAAAUAAUGAAUUAUUGUAAAGCCCCUAAUAUGCAUAUAGUAUAGUAUAGUUAUUGUUUCUGUACUUACAAUUUAGUCUGUGAUAGAAUAUUUUUCAUGAUCUUUUUUUUGAAUCAACAGUUAUUAUUUGAUUUUGAUUUAUUAUAAUUAAAUACAA